This is a messenger RNA of [Torrubiella] hemipterigena, 6146 nucleotides long. The record is from the annotation of a GenBank genome assembly. NCBI's taxonomy places the organism in Eukaryota, Fungi, Ascomycota, Sordariomycetes, Hypocreales, Clavicipitaceae.
CUGGCAAGCACCUGGCAAACCUGGCACAAUACUCGAGUUGGGCACGUUUGCGUCAAUUUCAAAGGCAUUUCGUUCUCUUGUAGUUUAUUUCCUUGUUGUCUUUUUUUACCUUGGGUUACUAUGAACAGAAUCAACUUAAUGAAUGCACCCCCAAGUUGGGAAACUCGGCGUUUUGCGUAGAUUACAGCGGCGGGCAUCGAGGGACAGCCGGGAGCAAUCCGCGCAAUAACCGGCAACCCGUCGGUCGAGCAAACAAUAAAUCCGCCUUGACCAGAAGCAAAACGGUUGCCGAGCUAGUCACUAAGAUUAAUUUUUGCGCGUGCUAGCCUAGCCUCUGCUGGAGCUUCUGCUGCACAUCUGCGUCGCCACACGUUUUAUCAUGUGUGUUCUGAAACACCUCCGUGCCUCACCUGGCCCAAUCGAUCGCAGCCAACCAUGGGGGACAAGCCACUAAACUCGGCAGCACGGUGCAAUUCGCAUCAGUAGCUCCAUCCUCAACGCUGUGGAUUAGAGCUCGAGCCAAGGGGCAUUAUGGCUGCUUCGCACUUCCUAAGGCGUUUCGUCAGUUCAGAGUCUGACCUUCGGCUCUGUCUCAAAAGACUCUAUCAGCCGGGUCCCCGUGACAAGAUGCAAUAUCGUUCCUAUUUGGCGGAUCCUUUGUUUCUUUCUUUUUCAUCUCUUGUUUCUUUUUGUUCUUAUUCAUCGUUUACUUCAUUUGCAUCUUCGUUUACUCAGCUGCAAUACAGAACACUGCCCGUUAACGUUAGUUGACAAUGAAGUACUGAGGAUCAUUCUCUAACACCCCGACAAUGGGCAUUACUGCAUCACCAACGCUCUACUUUACGUUCAUUUAUACUACGCAGCAGUAAAUAACACCUUCAGUCGACAAUAACUUUCUAUUCAACGCAUUCUUCUUCUCUCCCACAACUUACAUUCCACGUUUAUCAACAUGGCUUCAGCCGUCAACACACAGGCUUUAAUAGCCACAUUUGCAUUUGGUAUCAUCGUUUUAGCAGCCUCAGGUGUAGGAUACAUACAUGUUAGAGAACAUGGAAAGUACUUCUUCCGCGACACAUUGAGGCUGGUCCUCUUGGGCUUUUUGGCGUGCGCUAGCCUGUGGGCAGUGAUGGGCUUCGCUGCGACUCUACUCGACGUUAACUCAACAGUUCCAUGUCAGGCAAUUGUUGCUGUGGCUUCUACUUUUGACCAAAUGGCCCGAAUCAGCAUCGAACAGUUCUUACUUAGCACUAUCCAUCGGGGGUUUCCGAUGGCCAUGAGCACCUACUGGGCCCAGGCAGUUAUAUUUGCCCGAUUUGUGCUUGGCGGUGUUUUUGUGGCCAUUCAGCGGCCAGAUUUCAAACCUGUUUGUGUCAACACUAACAUCCUAUUCCCUCUCGGCAUAGCAGCCACGGGCACAGAUGCUUUCUUAUGCUGCAUGUUUAUUUAUAAGCUUGUUACGAUGCCAGUCAAGAAGCAUCCUAUGAUGGAGAUUGCAUUAGCGUUUUCUGUAUGGACUGCGGCCAGUACACCCAUGAACUUGGGCUUUUCGUACUUCGAUCUCGUGGUCCGAACCGUUGUCCCCGCAGCUGGACUACUAGUUCUCAUUGUCACCUUGCUUUUAUGCAAAAGCGAUAUAGAGAUUCAAAAGAACGUUCAGCCUCCCUUGACUCCCGGUUUCAAUAAAGACGAAAUGCCAGGCAAGGUCCGAAUAACAACAAAGAAACCGAAUGUCGGGCCGAAAGGCAAAGCACGCCAAUCUACACAUCCGUCUCGGCAGCAAUCCCGCCGAGUUGAAGCCCAAGCUCCCAUGCCGCCUCCCAAGUCUGUCAAGGUUCCCGGCCAACAGCUACCCGUCAUUGCGGCGCCUAUCCCUGGUCAGAGUUCCCAUGGAGUGGGAGGUGUACCAAUCCAAGGAGCCCUCAUGCCGCCAAUGAAAGCGCAGGAAGUGCCAGUUCUCACGCAGCAGCCACAACGAAAGCGAAUCUUGCCUCCAGGGAAGCUCAAAAUAUCACAACCAGUCAUGAGGGAAAGUACGGGACGCAGCAUCAUGGAAAAGAUCGCAGUGACAGAUCUAAACACUGCUGCAAAGAUGCAACAAGAGAGGCGGCAAACUGGGGCUACCAUAACUCCAUCCUCCGCGGGCCUACCGCUCUCUCAGAAAGAGAUGCUUCAGAAGCUACAGGUUCUACCAAGGAAAGAGGUCGGUUCUCCUAGCUUCAACCCCAACGGUUCCCAAGCCUACGCAUCUGCGCUACAACCGUCUCCUGGCCUGCAAGAUGUACGGAGACGUUCGACGCAAUAUUCCCAAUUACACAGCCAUCCUGGUCCUCGGACCGUUUCACAACGAGCAUCUGUCAUCGAUAGUCAAAGGCUUCCUCAUAUCUCUGCUGUAAUGACAAAUUUCUCGUUGCCAUCGCCAGGCCAACCGUUGUCAGCACCACCAGUGCCAGCUCAGAAUCCUAGACGAAGAUCAUCCAAUGGCAAGACAUCACCUCCACGAUCCAGCUCCCGCGAGCGAGUCUUCACGGACCCGAACAGGCCACCUUCCAUCCCCAGAAGCCUUUUGCAAGAAGCCAAAUUGGAUAUUCCCCCGAAGAAUUUCUCUCCAGUUGGUGCGUCUAGUCCCUUAGUACCUCGUGUCUCUCCUCUAUCUGCUACGUGGUCGGAAUGGAACGAGCAGCAUCGAGUCUCCUACAUGUCACCUCAGGACGGUACUAUGUAUAGUCAGUCAGCAUACUCUCAACCAGUAUUUGAGUACCCAGGCUAUGUGCAGCCAGCCUUUGUGGGCGAAAACAGCAGCCAGACAAUAGUCCCGAGGAGUCGAUCUGUCAAACUCAAUAUCCGACCCUCUCGCCAUAUGCCGCCAUCGCCUCCCCCAGCUGUAGAGUCUACGGUAGCGCCCAAAACGCCCGUACAAAUGCGUUCAGAGUCCGGGAUACCUGGAAAUCCUCGAUCUCGUGCCUCAAAGGGCAAAUUUUACACAGCGUGGGCUCCUCAGCCGCCCAACCACUUCGUCAUCGACCUCGGCGCUGACAUGGUUCCUGAAAAUGCUGCAGAGACAGACUCGGCAGAGAUAACCAGCCUAACGUCUUCUCAUUUUUCGGUAAUGAGCCGACCUCGGCCUGUUCCUCGAAAAUCGAGACUGUACGGCUCCGUCAGCUCUACCAAGAGCUCUAUUGAAUCUCGACGCAGAUCCAAUUCAACAGGGCAAAUCGAGAAUCUGCGAGCGAUUCUUACUGCGGUUUUACAAAAUGAGGCAAACGGAGAUUCAGUGCCAGCUGCUCCUAAAAGCGCUGAUUUUGUCUUGUUCCAAACGGCCCCAAACGAUUCUGUGACAGAAACAGCUUGGGAACCAGUCCGAGCGCCGCAACCUGCAACCGCAGCGUCUCAUACCACAACCCAAGGCUCUAACUUAUCUCGAAACGCUCCAAAAGUGUCCGAUGUUUCUGCUGGAGAAGCGGAAAAUCCGUAUAACACUACAACAGCCUCCCCCGCCACUACCAGAAUUCCGGUGCAGUCGAACUCAUCUUUCGAAAGCAUCAAGCGCCGUUCCUCGAACACAUUAGCCAUCGAUGAGCUGCGUGUGCUUUCCAUGAUUGAUUAUUCUUCAAAUUCAUCACCAUUUGCGAUUGAAAGUUUACCCGGAGCCAUGUCGUCCGGUCGCUCCUCGACCAAGUCCCUCUCAUGGCACCGCAGAAUAGGCGAUCCGUGCCCGACAUUCUCGGACCGCAAAUCCGAUGAUGCAUCACCACGGAAGGUCAUUCCACCCAAGCCUCUAAGGCUUAGCACCUACUUUAAUUCGGUUAUUAUCGAGACUGAGCCAUCUCCUCUUGAAUCUCCUUCCCAAGCACUGGACACAAUACAACAACAACUUGAUAGCCUCGGCCAAGAUGAACCUGGAUCUGGAGACAAGCAAGAGCGAAGAAUGACGCUACUUGAGAGCCUUGAAUCUGAAAUGGAUACUCAUAAAAUUAACUGGUUGAAGAUGAAGAGUGAGCUGGCUCACAGGUCAACAACGGACCGAUCUUCUACUUCUUCACUUUCCCUGACAUCACGAUAUAACAGCGGCAAGACGUCUCCGAAAUCGCGACCUAAAACAAGCGACGGUUUAUUGGAAUACUCCCAAGCACAGGCCGCUAGCACGAAUAAUUCUUCUCACACUUCCUCCCUCUCAACCAUCAACUCUUCUGAAGUAUCGGAAAAUCAGCUAGACCGAAAGAUCACUUUACACUGUCCAGGAUCUGCAGUGUCUGUCACAAGCACAAUAAGCCAUCGAACAAACCCCACACCUCCUGAUACCGAUGAAUCGGACAGUGAUUAUGACGAGGACGACGAUGUUGCCGAGUUUACAAUCCUGAGAACCGUAGGCCCUACUGUUGCCGGGACUUCCGAGUCAACAUCACCAUAUGUAACCGAUGCAACACCAAGAUCUGCCGUUCGUGGCAACUCCUUGUCAAAAGAGGAGAGCGAUGCGCUUGUUGCAGAAUUGGCAGAGAGCAUGAAGGACUCUUGGACACCAGGAAUUCCUUCUGUCGUAGUAGUCUCGCCCGAUCAAGCUUCCGACCCUGUUGUCACUGAGCAAACCCAGCCCGCCUUCAAAGCACUACUUUCACCUCAUGGAGAUCUGCCAACGAGACCAUCCACAGCAACAUUCCCACCUCGACAGAAGUUGGCUAAGCCGCCUCGCAGGAGCAGGCGAAUGACUCAGCUGGCAGAUAUCGUUGAAAGCCCAGAACCACUAGAAAACAAGCGAGGCACACUUGGUAUUUUCAAGUUCCCUUCCGGAGAAACAUCAGAUAGUGCUAUCUUCAGCCCAUCUGACUUCGAGGCCCAGUACAAGACUGAUUCUGGAGUUCCACUGGCACAUCCACUAACCACCGGCGAAGACAACCCAAUUUCAUUCUUCGAUUCUGACAACGAAGAGAACGCUGGGGAUAACUUCAGUCUGUCUGCAGAUGAGGAAGACUACAGUGACGACGACUUUGAUGACAGUACACUCUGGGAGAUUGCCAAUCUAUUGCGUUCUGACUCCGUCCCUUCAAGGCACAGCUUACUUCCUCCUCCGGAAGACGAGGGUACCGAGAGCCCAGUACAGCCUCAAGAUUUCGACAGCUCUGUUGCUGGAACCUCUCUAAUCUCGCCUCACGCUGCCGUUACUCCCAAUAGCGUGGACUCUAGGGCGCCUGAUCUAUGGACAGAACGACCACCAACACCAGAACCUGAGCACGAACAAGCCAUCGUACACCCUACCGAAGAACAGUGGGCGUCGUACUUGCUUUCCCCACCCACCAACUUCUACGCCCCUCGCAACAUUGACGCCUCCGAUGUAUCGGUUGUUAGUCAGGCUCUUUGGGCGAUGCCUAUAGAGACAGAGAUACCGUCACUGGAUGGAGCACUAUGGGCGGCAACUCAGACAAGUCCCUCGAAGAAGACUAUGUCAAAAGAACUAUGGGCGCCAGUCGCUGCUAAACUUCCACAGGGCCACGGUCAUGGCACUGCACAAGAAGAAAAGCUCUGGGAGUCAGCACUGGCCAAAGCCUGCCUUUCUCAUGCCCGAAGUCGCACUCGUCGAACGGCCGAGCCCAAGGCCGCCGUCUUAGAGAGCAAUUGUCUUUGGAGGCUCCCUUCUGUACCCAUAGUCUCAACGGCUCCAGGUUUAUGGGUAGACAAGUCAAAGUCUGUAAAGUCUAUUCGCAGGACACUCUCGUUAAGAGCCAGUCAAUUGACACCUCUGUCGCUGCCUUCACCUACGACAAGACAACCUCUUCAGUCCAAGAGGCCCUUGACUCCAGAGCUAUUCCUUCCACAACUAGCGGGCUCAUCUCUCUGGUCAUCAACGGCCAAUAAAGAUUCGUCCCGUGAUCGCCAUUGGCUUGCUUCACCUGUCUUGUAAAGUCCAGCGAUGGCUUCCAUUAGACGUUGAAAUUCUUUGUACAACUAGUAGCAUUGGCUUAGUAUUACUGUAUGAUGAUACCAUUACACUUCAUUUGCUCUUUUCUUCUUAUAUAAACCAUCGUUAAAAACAUGAAUGCUCUAGAUGUAUAUUUAAUAACAGCUAGUUUGAAAGAAAAAGCAUGAUUAAAAUGAUAAGACAUCCUCAGGAUCAGAUCUAGCAUCUGUUUCACUUCAUCAUAGCUCAUUUGUUC